CCUCGAAUCUCCUUCCUCUACCUCCUCACUCAAUGCUCCUUGGAAUUUCAUCUCCGUUUUCGGAGGCGUGCUCAAAUCCUACCCUUCUGUGUUAAUGGAUACAUUUUUUAGGCUGCUGCUAGAAUUUCAUUUAUCUUCUCGGUAACGCAACCAGAUCAGGUGGCCAAUGCCCAUGAUACCCAUCUUAACGACGAUUCUCAUUGAUUUCACCUAACUAGUACCCUUUUUCUCGAGCUUUCUUGAAAAUCUAAUAGGGUCCGGAUACCCGUAACGCCUACCUAUCACUUCAUUCAUUUUGGCCUUUGCUGGAAAUUGGUCCCUCUUCCCUCUUUCCUCUUCCUUCUUCCCCUAUAAAUGCGCUUAAGGGCACUUUUAUCGCGAACUCUCAUUACUGCGCUCUAAUUCUUCAAUUCUUCUCGCUCCUUGUCUUCUUUUCUGGUCUGAGUUCAUCAAUGAAGGCCAAAUUUCAAACUCUAUUGCUUAGAAUUAACACCAAGAAAUCUAAUAGUUAUCAUGAUCAAGUCGACUGUUCGUCGACAUGUACCAUCACACCUACGCUAGCACAUUACAUCCCCCCUUCAGACAUAGACACGGUCGUUGAGCCUCUGGAAGAACAUCGACCUUCUCCCGUUCCAUCUAGGCUGACUUUUCUCGCGAUCUGGGAUCCCGAGUCUCAGCGUUACACUCUCCCUUUCAUUCCUCAAGAGCCACUGGGAUGGCACGAAGACGAAGGUUUCUUCGAUACAUGCAAUCUACUAGGACAUCCCGAAUGCGAGCCGUACUUGCACUCUCGCUUCUCCACUUCCACCACCUCAACCUCAAACUAUAUCGAGGUGUCAGAGCCUCAGACGCCACAGGCAUUAAUGCAUGUCAACCCACCAGUUGCGCAACCUGCUCCGGGACACCCCGAAAUAUCACGUCCUUUUCUCCUCCUCCCUUCUCCUCCACGAGAAGAUCAUUCAAGCGUUUCCCUCGUGUCAACCCUCACUCGUAGACCGCUCACCAACCCCCUGACACGUUCACACUUCUCAGGAUAUGGCCGAAAGACUCCUUCCACUUCAUCCCCAACUUCUUGUCCAUCUUCACCAUCUCUUUCACCCCUGGGAUUUCUCAAACGAAAGGUGACUCAGUCUCAGGAGACCGAGGACGCUUGGGUACAUAUAGACGUCGAGAGCGUCAUUCGUGAACGCGUCAUUCAUAUUUGACUUGGGAUAUUGUAUAUUGGGAUAUUGGGUGCGCCUUGAGGAGCGUACUGUUGGUGACGGAAGGCACGGACCGUGAUUGUUAAUUAUAAAUCUUGUGUGAUCGGCGUUGUAACCUUCUUUUCUUCCUUUCUGUACGAACUUCAUAAUUAAUGUAUAUCGUGCGCUUUCCGCGUGUACCUUGUAACCUCAUUUCUUCCUGUGGAUGCUAGUUCGAUUCUCUAGAUCAUGGACGCUUUGUAGCUGUGAAAAUAAGUAGAUAGAAAGGAAAUCGACAUCACUUGCGACG
This is a messenger RNA of Guyanagaster necrorhizus, 1491 nucleotides long. RefSeq lists its product as uncharacterized. Lineage: Eukaryota; Fungi; Basidiomycota; Agaricomycetes; Agaricales; Physalacriaceae. The record is from RefSeq and is a predicted model, not a curated record. The coding region runs from base 453 to 1205 and encodes 250 amino acids. The transcript has 4 exons.